Molecule: messenger RNA, 810 nt
Organism: Populus euphratica (Euphrates poplar)
Lineage: Eukaryota; Viridiplantae; Streptophyta; Magnoliopsida; Malpighiales; Salicaceae
Source: RefSeq, a predicted model, not a curated record
AUGCGGGGGAUUGAACCCCCUGCCUCUGGCAUGCAAAGUUUCUAUUUCAUUUCUGCUCAUGAAAAACCCGAUCAGCCUUUCAAAAGCUGGUCCACUCUUUACUAAACCAUUGUCGAUCACAUUCACUACCGUACUAGCAAAUUUAUACGUUUGACCCCUCACGGUGCUGUUUACUACAGUCCCGCAAUUUCUCUCUCUGCCAAUUUCAUAGCUGUCGCAUCUGAUGGAUCUCGCUCUUGGGGUGGUGAGUUCCAUGACAUGCACCCAGAUAUUGUUGUUUUUAAAGAAUCCAACCCGAGUUCUCGGAUUGUUGUGUCUGACCAUGGUGGAUGGCUCACUUGGUGUGGUGACUCCUCAAUCUACUUUCACCGCCAAGCUGGUGAUGGCUGGUGGAGCGUUUUCCAAGUUACUUUACCAGAAAAUUUCGAAGAUUCUGAGCUUCCAAAGGCUGCUCCUGUCCGGGUCACUCCACCAGGUGUCCACUGCUUCACUCCAGCUGCCUUUCAGGACGGCAAAAGAAUAGCUGUCGCUACACUGCGGAAGGGUAAUAGUUACAGGCACGUUGAGAUUUUUGAUGUUGAGUCGACGUUUUAUCCUGUCACUGCGUCGGUGAACCCGAGUUGGCAUCCUUAUAACCUGGUUGUCUCUUCGGAUUCUAUGUUUCUUGGGCAUCAUCGGUUUAGAGGUGAGUCUACUCGGGGUAAGUCGGGAAUUCCACAUCUCGACCCCGUGUUGUCUCCGGUCAAGGAUUUACGGUUGCUUAGAUUAAACGGAUCAUUCCCCUUCAUUGUCGAGAAGAAAACACCUUAA